AUGAUGGAUUUUGGUUAUGGAAGUAAUAAUGGUACUGGGUCUGGAGAUGAACAAGAGGCAGGCUCCAGUUCUCGCAAAAACAAGAAACACUAUUAUCGCCACACUGCCUACCAGACACAACAGCUUGAGGCGUUCUUCAAGGAAUGCCAACAUCCAGAUGACAAUCAGCGGCGUCAACUGAGCAGGGAAUUGGGUCUUGAGUCUAAGCAGAUCAAGUUUUGGUUUCAGAACAAGAGGACUCAGACAAAGGCCCAGAAUGAGAGAGCUGACAACAAUGCUCUUAAGGUAGAGAAUGAAAAAAUCCAAUGUGAGAACCUUGCAAUCAGAGAGGCUCUCAAAAAUGUGACAUGCCCAAAUUGUGGUGGUCCACCCUUUGGGGAAGAAGAAAGACAACUUAAUGUGCAAAAACUGAAGAUGCAAAAUUCCCAUUUAAAACAAGAGUAUGAAAGAAUGUCCCACUUUAUUGCCAACAUCCUGGGAAAACCAGUUGCGCAAAUUCAAUCAUUGUGCUCAAUGGACUUCCAAUCGCAGACAGAUAUAUUAGGUUUCUCAGCAAGUCAAGGGCUAUUGGGAGGGUCUUCUUCUAAUUCCACUGAUCAGCUUCAACAUCAGUUUCAGCAACUUGAUGACCAUAUUGGGAAUUCAAACAAUAACAAUAAUUCCACAAUGCAACAACAGAUGCAAUACCCGUUAAUGAACGAUUAUGGGAACAACAAAUUUGAGAUGGAAAAAAUGGCCAUGAUUGAGACAGCAGUAAGUGCCAUGGGCGAACUGAUGAGGCUUUUGCGAGUAAAUGAACCAGUGUGGAUCAAGUCCUCCUCCCCCGUUGACCAUGAUGGUGACAGCCGAAGAUCAUCAUAUCUUCUUCAUCGUGACAGCUAUAACAAGCUUUUCCCAAGGUCUAAUCACUUUAAGAGUUCCACUGCCCGGAUGGAAUCAUCCAAAGAUUCCGGUGUGGUGCCAAUGAGUGCAGUGCACUUGCUCAACAUGUUUCUAGACUCGAAUAAAUGGAUGGAUCUUUUUCCUACAAUAGUUACAAAAGCAAGGACAAUUGAAGUAGUUGAUACCAGAAUGUUGGGAGAUCAAGCCGGAUCUUUGCAGCUGAUGUACGAACAAAUGCAUAUAUUAUCACCUCUUGUGGCGCCUCGAGAAUUCUACUUCCUCCGAUACUGUAGAGAAGUGGAGGCAAGUGUGUGGAUGAUGGUUGAUGUAUCAUAUGAAUAUGAUUGCUCCAAAUUAUCAAAAGACCUAGACCCUCGUGGUUCGCCUCCACGAUCAUGGAGGCUUCCUUCCGGUUGCAUGCUUCAAGAUAAGCCUAAUGGAUGUUGCGAGGUUACAUGGGUGGAACACGUGGAAGUGGAUGAUAAAUCCCAAACUCAUCGUCUCUAUAGAGAUUUAGUAUGUGGUGGUUUAGCAUAUGGAGCCCAACGAUGGAUCGCCACUCUUCACCGAAUGUCUGAAAGAUUAGCAUACUCACUAGGGGCAGCCUUAUCUAGACAUGAACUCGGAGGGGCGAAAGAGUUAGCGGUGGCAGUGGAUGAUGAUUUGUCUUCGGCAACAAGUGAUGGAGUUGCAAUGUCAAGUUCAGCAGUGGAGUUGCAGGUGGGUGGAGUUUUGGAGUUUGGAGGUGAGCUGUUGGCUAUGGUGUUUUCCGGUGGUGUGGCCUCGGGAGUGCAGCAGCAUAGGCGUUGUGUAGCCUUGGGAGUGCAGCAGCUUAGGUGUGGGUCUUGGUGUGGUGAAUACGUUGUGUUCAGGCGGGUGGUUGGCUCUAGAGAAGGCGUGGGUGUGGGCCGCAGAGUAGGCGUGGGUGGCGUGGGUCUUGAGUAG
Messenger RNA from Camellia sinensis, 1827 nucleotides. Lineage: Eukaryota; Viridiplantae; Streptophyta; Magnoliopsida; Ericales; Theaceae. The record is from RefSeq and is a predicted model, not a curated record.